This is a messenger RNA of Felis catus (domestic cat), 1069 nucleotides long. It is a transcript of the gene MS4A13, whose product is annotated as membrane spanning 4-domains A13. The record is from RefSeq and is a predicted model, not a curated record. NCBI's taxonomy places the organism in Eukaryota, Metazoa, Chordata, Mammalia, Carnivora, Felidae. Gene Ontology annotation, cellular component: plasma membrane. The transcript has 8 exons. Gene Ontology annotation, biological process: cell surface receptor signaling pathway. The coding region runs from base 396 to 923 and encodes 175 amino acids.
GCGCAGGCACAAGAGGAAGGUGCAGCUGCUGCUGCUGCCGUUGGAGGCCCGCGUGGCCUGAAGAGCCUGCGGGCCUGCUGGGUCCUGGGCUCCCGGCAAGCUCAGUGAUGCUCGCCCGGUGGAGUCUGGGGGCCUGGCCCUGAGGGCGCCGCCAGCUGAAAUCUGCCUCUUGAGCUAGGCCUGGGUACUGGCAGGACGACCCGGACGGGGUGCUGGAGGAGCGCUGCUGGGCAGGGAGACCAGCCCCUGCGGGGAUCCCCCUCUUAGCCUCGGCUUGGACCUGAGAGGGCAAAACUCGAUCCUUAGGACCUCGACCAAGUAAAAUGAGGGAAGUUUGCUAAUAAAGAUAUCACCAAAGAUUCAAAGCAUAAUCAUCCAGAGGAAAUGCUGGUAGUAUGGCUGUAUGUGUAUGUUCAAAACUCUCUACAGCAGACGGUCUUGUUUUAGGGGCUGUCCAGAUUAUGAUUGGCAUAUUUCAUGUUUUCAUGUGGUACUUCCUACUGAUUUUGUAUAUGGGACAAAUUAGAGGAGUCUUUGGCACAUACGAACCUAUAACUUACAAAGCAGGAUGUCCUUUAUGGGGAGUCAUCUUUAUCAUUGCAGGAGUCUCCAUAAUAAGAGUAGCAAAGCAUCCAACUCCAGGCGUGAUGACAUUUGCUUUGAUCAUGAACAUCUCAUGCAUAAUUACUUCAGUUAUUGCAUCAGUUCUAACAAUAAUUGAGUUGUCUUCUUUUAAUUCGGUGUCAUAUAGGAAUUAUGGACAAGCGAAACUUGGAAGGGAAGUUUCACGUAUUUUACUGCUCUCUUACUCCUUUGAGAUUUCUGUUGCAUUAACAUACGCAAUCUUUGGCUGUAUUGGUUUGAGUCGUCAUAAUGAAGAUAGUCUCACAGCUGUCCCAGAGGAAUUUGAGAGUACUUUUUAAGAACCUUAAAAAUGGGAAGAAACAAACAGGUAACAAAUCAAGACUAUGCAGUGUGAUUAUAAACAGAAGUAUGAAACAAAUGAAGUGGCACAGAAGAGAUAAUGAUCCUUUUGUUGGGAUAUAAGAGGAAAUAAAGCUUUAUGAAG